Malaya genurostris is the source of this 2738-nucleotide messenger RNA. It is a transcript of the gene Pgant3, whose product is annotated as polypeptide N-acetylgalactosaminyltransferase 3. NCBI's taxonomy places the organism in Eukaryota, Metazoa, Arthropoda, Insecta, Diptera, Culicidae. The transcript is spliced from 4 exons. Gene Ontology annotation, cellular component: Golgi apparatus. The record is from RefSeq and is a predicted model, not a curated record. The coding region runs from base 352 to 2337 and encodes 661 amino acids.
CAUUUAUCAUUGCUUUAUCAGUGCGUGAAAUGACAGUACAGAAACCAGAAUAAAAAUAAUGUUAUAUUCUUCACGUUAGGUGUAUUGAUUAUUUUACUAGGAGUAGUGGUGCGAAAUCAAUAGCAUAGAAAACGGCAAUCGGUCCGUUAUUUUAAAUAUAGUCUCGUGUAGUUCAAACUAUUAAGGAUAUGACUGGGAAGCGCUUGCUUUACCAAAUUCCACCUGCAAGUGAUACCUGCAAACAAGUUUGAUUCGUUUGGGAAGACUACCUGGCAAGUUUAUGCCCGGUCCAAAAAGCAGGUGGAAAACCGUCAACAAAAGCCAACAACUAUACACAAGAAACGAUCAGCAAUGUUUCGACUGCGGGUUAAAAUUUUCUACGUCUACAUAAUCAUCUCAUUCAUGCUCUCUGUUUACCUAUUCUAUUUGAUUUCGAAAUACUCGGUUGAAAAAUUCAUCAAUUAUCAGCGGAAUAUCAAAAGCAGCAAGUUUCAAAGCCGACCAAGAAUACCACAAAUUGUAGGCCAUUAUGUUGGAGCAGGAGUAGCCAGUAACGUAUCUAAAGAUUUCCUCAACACAAACAAUUUCUCGCCAAUUCCGGGAGCAGGAGAAAAUGGAGACCCGGUAGUGAUACAGGCAAGGGAUCUUCUAAAGAUGCAACAGUUGUUUCAACUGAAUCGCUACAACUUACUGGCCAGUGAUCGAAUCGCUUUAAACCGCUCAUUGCCGGAUGUCCGAAAGCCAAAAUGCCUGUCCAAAAUAUAUCCUUCUAAGCUGCCAACUACGUCAAUUAUUAUUGUCUUCCACAAUGAAGCGUGGUCAGUCUUGUUGCGAACCGUUUGGAGUGUUAUAAUCCGAUCGCCGCGGCAUUUGAUUAGAGAGAUACUGCUAGUAGAUGAUGCCAGUGAUAGAACAUUUCUGAAAACUGCACUGGAGAACUAUGUCCAAAAGCUUCCCAUUGCGGUCAGCAUCCUAAGGUUGAACAAACGCGAAGGAUUGGUGGCUGCUCGGUUGAUGGGUGCCAGAGUUGCUACCGGUGACACAUUGACCUUUCUGGAUGCUCACUGUGAAUGUUCCCCUGGCUGGUUGGAACCACUGUUGGCACGGGUCCAGGAGAAUCCCCAUAAAGUUGUCUGUCCGGUGAUCGACAUCAUUUCGGAUGAUAACUUUUCGUACAUAAAAAGUUUCGAGUUCCACUGGGGAGCAUUCAACUGGCAGAUGCACUUUCGAUGGUACACGCUGAGCGACGAGGAAUUGGCCGAAAGAAGAAAAGAUACUACGAUGCCUUUUCACACACCCUCAAUGGCGGGAGGAUUGUUCACAAUUGAUCGGAAGUAUUUCUUCGAUAUUGGAGGAUACGACGAGAAGCUGAAGAUUUGGGGAGGCGAUAAUCUAGAGAUGUCGUUUCGGGUUUGGCAAUGCGGGGGAGAAAUCGAGAUCGCUCCCUGUUCGCACGUUGGUCAUCUCUUUCGGAAGAGUUCGCCGUACACAUUUCCUGGUGGUGUUAGUGGGAUUCUCAAUGAAAAUCUUGCUCGAGUCGCUCUUGUUUGGAUGGAUGAUUGGGCGAAAUUUUUCUUCAAAUUCAACAAGGGAACCGACGAGUUUAAAAGUUUGAAUGUCUCCAAUCGAAUUGCUCUCAAAAAGCAACUGAACUGCAAAUCCUUCGACUGGUACCUGCGUAAGGUUUGGUCGCAGAACUUCUUUCCCGCUAGUAACAAGUUCUUCGGUCGGAUUCAACCCAUUGAUCUCAGUACGUUUGAUUAUCAAGAAUACAUAACUUUAAUGAAAAAGAUCAAUCUGAUCGUCAAAAAUCUCAACCCAGAGCUGAAGUGGAAAUUUCUCAUCAAGUAUCUAUCGGAAAACGUCAAAAAAAUUGGAGAGUCAAUGAAAAUCGCCAAACACAGCUCGUACUGUCUGCAGAAGCCCAAAUCCAAUUCACUCAUUAAUCAACCAUUUGGCCAAUCGUUCCUGAAAAAAUGCUCUUUACUGAUUAAUAUCCUCGACGAAGAAUUCGUGAUAGACGACUACGGUCGAAUCAUGACCGACGAAGGUGUUUGCUUGGACUCGUUCCGAAAAACUUCCGUGGAUGGUGAAAAGCAGAUCGAAGAGGAAAAGAAAAUCAAGAUGGUAAUCUGCGGAAGCAAUAAACCCGCUCAACGGUGGCUUUAUGAGGCAGACACCUUUCACAUUAGAAACAUCAACAGCAAUGACUGUCUGGAGCGGGGUUCCACACUAAUAAAGGACGACAGUGAGGACAAGUUCGAAGUGUUUCUAAACCCGUGUGACGUGAGAAAUGAACUGCAAAAAUGGAUGCUCUUCCCGGUGGCUUGGAAGUGAACCGAAGAUUUCGAUUCCGUCAAAGACCAAAUCAAAGAUAAUUAACGCACUAGUUAACAUCAAGCAACAGCACCUCAGCUACUACUACUACUCUACAACUACAACUGGGUUUCAACCAACGCGAGCUACUCAAUUCCGUUUCAUUGUUUUAUCAUAGAAGAACGUUGCGUCAUUCCGAUAGCACCCACUCAGUGUCCUAUCAUAACAGGAUGUAUGAUUAGUUUUGUAUAAGAAUUUUGUUAGACGUCAGAUUAGCUUUUGCUAACAUUUUAACGCGCAACUCAAUCGUUCCAGCAGAUAAAUGUACUUAAAUUUUUGUUCAUUAAGAUUAAGUUUCGAUCUGUGAUAUAAAAGCAUUCGAUAUCAACUAAAUAAAUAAGCAAUUUCUUCUAGUUCGUCAA